CAAGCACAGCCCCUUCAUCCAAUCCCACUGGGACCGGACCGCGGCUCCGUCAGUCUCUCUCAUCGCUCCUGCUACUUAGCGCCGGGAGAUGCGAUGCCGUGCUGAGCAGGUGCGAGCAUCGUGAAGGACACGCAGACGGACACAGGGAAAGGAAAACCCUGGAGGUCCCGCUCAUGUUUCAUCAUCCAGGUUUCUAGCAGUUACCCCACCAGGUGGUUCUCGCUUCAGCACCAUGCUGCACCUCGCCCUGCUCUUUCAUCUCCUGGCCUUCUCGCUUGCAGAUCAAUCUGACCACGGGGGAGUGCUUGACCCGUUUGAAGCAGAUGAUGCCACAGGUUUUGGCCCGGUGUUUGAGGAGCAGCCGGUAAACACCAUCUACCCUGAGGAGUCGCCCGAGGCCAGAAUUAUCAUGACCUGCCAGGCUAGAGCCAAUCCACCUGCCACAUACGGAUGGAAGCUGAACAACACGGACAUUGACCUGAGCAAACAUGGCAGCCACUACAGUUUAUCGGGAGGCAACCUGAUUAUCAGCAACCCCAUUAGAACAGAACAUGUGGGGAAAUACUCCUGCUUGGCUACCAAUAUGUACGGCACGGUCAUCAGCCAAGAGGCAUCUGUCCUGUUCGGAUAUCUCGACCUUUUUUCAUCGGAAGAGAGGCUGGCAGUGCAUGUCAAGGAGGGCCAGGGGGCAGUCCUGCUUUGCGCUCCCCCUCCACAUUAUCCAGGCAAGCUGUCAUUUCGAUGGAUCCUCAAUGAAUUCCCCACCUUCAUCUCACUGGACAAGCGACGCUUUGUCUCCCAAAUAACUGGCAACCUUUACAUCUCCAAGGUGGAAUCGUCGGACAGGGGCAACUAUUCCUGCAUCGCAUCCAGCCCAUCCAUUUCCAAGAGUGUAUUUUCCAACUAUAUUCCCCUUAAGCCUCUUGCUGAACGCUCAAUCAGGAAAUACCCUGCUGACCUCAGAGUGAAGUUUCCACACACCACUGCUUUGGUGGGACAGGACAUCAUCUUGGAAUGCUUUGCGUUGGGAAACCCCGUACCUGAGAUUCGUUGGAAGAGGAUGGGCAGUACGUUACCACAUAAUCACGAAGUGCGGAUGGCAGGUGCUCAGCUGCUCCUCCUAAAUGCCCAAUUCGAUGACAGCGGCACCUACAGUUGUGAGGCAGUAAACUUGAAAGGAAAAGACUACCACCAUGCAAACGUAUCUGUCGAGGCUAAUCCAGAGUGGGUGGAGCAUAUUGUCAACACGGAGAAAGAUCUGCACAGUGACUACACCAUGUCUUGCAAUGCCAAAGGUGUGCCGAAACCUCAAAUCCGCUGGCUGAAAAAUGGAGAACCGCUUAAUGGAAAAGAGUUGAGGUUCAGCAGGCUGACAUCAGAUGAUGCAGGGAUGUACCAGUGCAUAGCAGAGAAUCGCCAUGGAGUCAUCUAUGCCAAUGCAGAGCUGAAAGUGUUUUUCGGAGCUCCAAAAUUUCCCAACAACCCAGUUAAAAGAGUGCUGGCACCUAAAAAUGGCCGGGUGGUUAUUGAAUGCCGACCCAAAGCUGCCCCGAAGCCCACCUUCACCUGGAGCAAAGACACCGAGCUGCUCUCUAACUCUUCCAGGAUGUUCAUCUGGGAGGAUGGGAGCCUGGAGAUCCUCAAUGUGAUGCCAGCAGAUGAGGGCAGGUACACCUGUUUUGCGGAGAAUGACUGGGGGAAGGCUAACAGCACGCACCCUCUGGUGGUCACAGAGUCCACAAAGAUCACAUUGGCACCCUCAAAUGCUGACGUUCACGUUGGGGACAACACCUGGAUGGAGUGUGCAGCAUCUUAUGACCCAUCGGUGGACAUCACCUUCAUCUGGUCCCUGAAUGGACAAGACAUUGAUUUGCACAAAGACAACAAACAUUAUGAAAGCACCUUAAAUGGAAGUUCAAAUGCUAAGCUACUCAUCAGAAACGCUCAACUGAAACAUGCUGGAAGCUACACCUGCACUGCAAAAACCCAGGUUGACAACACCACAGCUUCAGCCCAUCUGGUUGUCAGGGGGCCACCCGGUGCCCCUGGUGGGGUGCGAAUAGUUCACAAAUCUGACAGAAGCGUCACGCUGCAGUGGAGCUGUGGAGCAGACAAUCACAGCCCAAUCUCCAAAUACACCAUUCAAUACAGAGACCAGUUCUCGAAAGAUGUCUGGAAGAACGCCACAACAUCGCCUGCUGAUGUUGAGGGGAAUGCAGAGACAGCGAUAGUGGUGGAUUUGUUCCCUUGGACAGAAUAUGAGUUCAGGGUCAUGGCCACCAACACUCUGGGGACAGGAGAGCCAAGCAGGCCGUCACACAAAGAAAAAACCUUGGAAUCAGCUCCUGUGGUGGCGCCCUCAGAUGUCGGCGGGGGCGGAGGGGCCAGCAGAGAGCUGACCAUCACGUGGACGCCAGUCCAGCCACAGUACUACUAUGGGCCUGAUUUUGGCUACAUUGUGGCCUUUAAACCCCAUGAAGAAAAAGAGUGGAACAGGGUGGAGGUGAAUGACCCUGAGGCCAAGCACUAUGUUCACAAAGACCCCAACCUUCCUCCCAUGACAGAGUUUGAAGUCAAAGUUAAAGCCUUCAACAGGCAAGGAGAGGGACCCUACAGCCUAACAGCCAUCAUUUACUCUGCACAGGAUGCUCCAUCUGAAGCUCCUGCAAUUCCUGAAGGGAAAGCACUUUCUGCCACAGCGGCCUCUGUAUCCUGGUUGCUUCUGUCAGAGAGCAAUAUAGAUGGAUACCAGGUGAAGUACUGGAGACAAAAUGAAGACAGUGAAGGUGGAGCCCACAGGGUUGUGGUGUCAGGGAAGAUAAACCACACAAGGCUGGAGAGUCUGAAGCCCAGCUCAGUCUACAUCAUUGAGAUUCGAGGCUACAACUCUGCAGGAUACGGACCACCAAGCAAGCACAUCAAGAUCCACACCAAGAAACCCCCUCCAGAUCGACCUCCGAAAAUAACAGUCACAAAGUUAAAGGGCCAGUUUGUAAAUGUUACCUGGGAACAUCUGGAACCACUUUCUAAUGAAUCCAUAAUAGAAGGGUACAGGGUGCUGUACAAGCAGAAAGGCAUGUCUACAGGCACACUGUACACAACCAACAAGCGGUACAUAGAACUUCCCCUGCAUACAGAUGGGGAAUAUGUGGUAGAAGUCCGGGCACACACAGAAGGAGGAGAUGGGGCGGUGGCACAAAUCAGCGUCCCUGGAAACAGCCCAACACGGGGCCGCUCUCAGAACUACAGUGGAGCCAUCAUGUCCUCCUUAUCACUUGAUGUCCUCCCAAUGCUCCUGCUGGCUCUCCUCCUCUUGAACCUCUGAAUGUAGCGCCAUAUUUGUCUUCUCUUAGUUAGGAUGAAGACUGCUUGUGGUUGCUAAAGGUUCACACCUACAAGGAUUUGAAACCCUUUCCACAAUAUUCUAUCGUCACUUAGAUGUGUCACUUUCCAGCUCUUCCCCUAUGGGAUGUGUUUGUGGAAAAUGGACAUGGAAAUGAAAAAACAAUUGGAAAAUGGACAAAAGCCUUCCUUAUUUAUCUACUAAAGGCCUCUCUGGAGGAAUCUCAAAGGAGUUCUGUCAACUUAAAAUGCCUUACAUAAACGAUUGCUCUUAUCUUUCACAGUGACCUGUUUCCAAAUGGGUCACGACCGAAAUUGUAAAACCUGUAGUUUUGCAUACCUUGUCUCCUCUAUUUUUUUUUCUCCUUAUUUCACAUUUCAAGCCAGACAUUUCUGAUGCUGCAUUUUCUGCCUUUUUUGGACUGGGAAAAAAUAUAAUUGGGAGAAAAUAUGUUUUUCAGUGCAUUCCCUCGUAAAAAGUCAACAAAUAGCUGUUAAGGGCAAGUUUAUGAGUUUAUAAAAAUUACAAAUUUUGUCUUAAUUAAUUUUCAGUUCAAUUAUUUUUUUUUAUUAAUCACUGGCUUUCAGCGAUACAGUCAAAGUAAAUCUCAACCACUUGCAUAGUGGAUUUUUGUUUUCAGAAAAAGAACAAUUUAUUUAAUGUGGAAUUAAUAUAUUCAAUGAUUAAAUAAUAUUGAUGAUAUUGUUAUACUAAACAUACUUUGCUGUACUGAUAAUAUAUGAAGGUUAUAGCUUCUGUUUUAGGCCAUAAUAUAAACUCUGGUAAUCCCGAUUCCAAAGUGGGAACAUUAAUGUUUACAUCGAUGAAAAAUAGACAUAUUUGGCUAAUGUGUUUAAAUGUAUAGUUUUAAAUCCAAAUCUCUAUCCAACACUGAUUACUUUUAGGUUUAUUGGUCCGACUGUGCAGUGAUCCCAGCUUUGCAACAGGUUUUGGCCAACAUCGAGAAAGAAGAAAAAACAAACAAACAAAGCAAAAAAAAAAAUCGGAAACUACUUUGUUUUGACUGUAUCAUUAGAUCCUUAGUUGUACCAGCUGGUGCUUUGUAAAGAAUGUUAGCACUUCAUUUAAUGUAAGAGAUUUCAUUUCAUGUCGCUCAUCAUCUGCUAAUAACAGUAAAAGUGAAACAGUAGUGCACCUCAUGCCCUUCUGCAAAUGUGCAAUGUCUGAUUGAACUGUGGCAACUUCAUGUUUUCUAACAGGACUAUUUGCUGAGCUUCUGUAACAGGAGUCAUGUUUAAUGCAUUUUUCAUUAUCUGAUAUAAGCAAAAGGUAAGCAAAGCCAUCUCUAUCAGCAGUAAGAGCUCAUCCGAAGCUGAUGACGUGUUUCAAAUGCAUUAGCUUAGUGUUUUUAUUAACAUAUGAUCAGAGUUUUAUGGACAUUAUCGCUUGUCUUUUUUAUUGUUAUAUUUGUACAUUUUGACCUGAGUCCGGUUGGUCAAAUUUUAAAGUUUAUGUCCCUCAAAUAGAGGAACAAUUGCUGCGUUCUGAGUUCCUCUGAAUCAUUUUGUUGUAUGAGAGAUGCUUGUCAUGCUUCCACAUUGUGACAGUAUCAGUGUCCACCACAAAGUGCUUUUCCUGGUUUUGUCUUCAUGCCACGAUUCAUUAAAGUAAAAAUUGCCAAAUGCAUGAAUGCCUUGAACUUUGACAUUUCAGACAGGGCUGUGGCUCCGCAUAAUACCAUGCAUGAGAUUGGAGACAACGCACCAACAUUGUGGAAACUUCUAAGAAUAUUGUAAAACACAUUCCAAUCCCGAGUGGCAUCUCUUUAGGUCCGAGACAGUAGACAUCUUAGACUAAUAUGUGCGUUAGCUGCUAUGCUUCAGUAGGCCUGUCAUCUGGUGUGAGGCCCUUAGGAGAAGUCCGUUAUUAAAGAUAAAAAUGUAAACUGACUAAAGGCAUCUCACUCUGCUAAAGAAGGGUCCAGCAGUCUCCUGCACACUUGAUGCUUGGGAUUUAGUUGCAUCAUUGGUUGUACUGGCAUCAUGUGUGACUGUCUGCUGGAAUUCAGUACUUUGAUGGGAAUGGCAUUUAUAAGGGAAACUGAAAGCUCUCAUUGACUGGACAAGGAACAAUAAAGGUGUAGUUAACUAUUA
Girardinichthys multiradiatus is the source of this 5457-nucleotide messenger RNA. It is a transcript of the gene cntn1a, whose product is annotated as contactin 1a. The coding region runs from base 233 to 3325 and encodes 1030 amino acids. The record is from RefSeq and is a predicted model, not a curated record. The transcript has 24 exons. Lineage: Eukaryota; Metazoa; Chordata; Actinopteri; Cyprinodontiformes; Goodeidae. Gene Ontology annotation, biological process: cell-cell adhesion. Gene Ontology annotation, molecular function: protein binding.